Molecule: messenger RNA, 6834 nt
Organism: Aspergillus ruber CBS 135680
Lineage: Eukaryota; Fungi; Ascomycota; Eurotiomycetes; Eurotiales; Aspergillaceae
Product: acetyl-CoA carboxylase ACC1
Exons: 2
Coding region: 1-6834 (2277 amino acids)
Biological process (GO): fatty acid biosynthetic process
Molecular function (GO): metal ion binding; acetyl-CoA carboxylase activity; ATP binding
Source: RefSeq, a predicted model, not a curated record
AUGGGCGUCCCCAACGGCACCAGGCCUGAAAUCCCUUCGCAUUUCAUCGGUGGUAACCAUCUCGAGGCCGCUCCUCCGAGUUCGGUCAAGGACUUUGUGGCCCAGCAUGACGGUCACUCGGUUAUCAGCUCGGUUCUGAUUGCCAACAACGGUAUCGCUGCCGUCAAAGAAAUUCGCUCCGUCCGGAAAUGGGCCUACGAGACCUUUGGCAACGAGCGUGCCAUCCAGUUCACAGUCAUGGCUACUCCGGAAGAUUUGACCGCAAACGCAGACUACAUUCGUAUGGCAGACCAAUAUGUCGAAGUUCCCGGUGGUACCAACAAUAACAAUUAUGCCAACGUCGAGCUGAUUGUCGAUGUUGCUGAGCGUAUGGACGUUCACGCCGUUUGGGCUGGUUGGGGUCACGCCUCUGAGAACCCUCGGUUACCGGAAUCUCUCGCUGCUUCGCCUAAGAAGAUUAUCUUCAUUGGUCCUCCCGCCUCUGCUAUGCGCUCUCUGGGUGAUAAGAUUUCUUCGACUAUUGUCGCACAACACGCUGGUGUACCCUGUAUACCGUGGUCUGGAACUGGCGUUGAUGCUGUCCGGAUUGAUGAACACGGCAUUGUUACAGUUGAUGAUGAUGUUUACAACAAGGGGUGUACCUUUUCGCCUGAAGAGGGUCUCGAAAAGGCCAAGGAGAUUGGUUUCCCCGUUAUGAUCAAGGCCUCCGAAGGUGGCGGCGGUAAGGGUAUCCGUAAGGUUGAGAAGGAGGAGGAAUUCAUCAGCUUGUAUAAUGCGGCUUCCAACGAAAUCCCCGGUUCCCCCAUCUUCAUCAUGAAACUGGCCGGUGAUGCCCGCCAUUUGGAAGUCCAACUUUUGGCCGACCAGUACGGAAACAACAUUUCUCUCUUUGGCAGAGAUUGUUCGGUUCAGCGACGACACCAGAAGAUUAUUGAAGAAGCCCCUGUUACCAUCGCCAAGCCCCCCACCUUUCAGUCCAUGGAGCGCGCCGCUGUGAGCCUGGGUAGAUUGGUCGGCUACGUCUCCGCUGGUACUGUCGAGUAUCUCUACUCGCACGCUGAAGACAAGUUCUACUUCUUGGAAUUGAACCCUCGUCUUCAGGUCGAGCACCCUACCACCGAAAUGGUUUCUGGUGUCAACCUUCCCGCCGCUCAACUGCAGAUUGCCAUGGGUAUCCCUCUGCACCGCAUCCGUGACAUUCGUCUCCUUUACGGUGUUGACCCCAACACCUCGUCCGAUAUGGACUUUGACUUCUCCAACGAGGAGAGCUUCCAGAUCCAGCGUCGCCCGCAGCCCAAGGGCCACACCACCGCCUGCCGUAUCACCUCUGAGGACCCUGGUGAGGGCUUCAAGCCGUCGGGCGGUACUAUGCACGAGCUGAACUUCCGGAGUUCCUCCAACGUCUGGGGUUACUUCUCCGUCGGUACGGCGGGUGGUAUUCACAGUUUCUCCGACAGUCAGUUCGGUCACAUUUUCGCCUACGGUGAGAACCGGUCCGCUUCGCGGAAGCAUAUGGUCAUUGCCCUGAAGGAAUUGAGCAUUCGUGGUGACUUCCGGACUACCGUCGAGUACCUGAUCAAGUUGCUCGAGACUCCUGCCUUCGAGGACAACACCAUCACCACCGGUUGGCUCGACCAGCUGAUCUCCAACAAGUUGACCGCCGAGCGUCCCGACCGGUACGUUGCUAUCCUGUGCGGUGCCGUGACCAAGGCCCACCAGGCGAGCGAACAGGGUAUCGAGGAGUACCGCAAGGGUCUUGAAAAGGGUCAGGUGCCUUCCAAGGAUGUCCUCAAGACCGUAUUCCCCGUCGACUAUAUCUACGAGGGCGAGCGGUAUAAGUUCACCGCCACCCGCGCCAGCUUGGACAGCUACCACCUGUUCAUCAACGGCUCCAAGUGCUCCGUCGGUGUGCGUGCCCUCGCUGAUGGUGGUCUGCUCGUCCUCCUGAACGGCCGCAGCCACAACGUGUACUGGAAGGAGGAAGCCGCCGCCACCCGUAUCAGUGUGGAUGGCAAGACCUGUCUGCUGGAGCAGGAGAAUGACCCUACCCAGCUGCGUACGCCUUCUCCCGGUAAGCUUGUCAAGUUCACCGUCGAGAACGGCGAGCACGUCAAGGGUGGCCAGCCGUACGCGGAGGUUGAGGUUAUGAAGAUGUACAUGCCUCUGAUUGCCCAGGAGGACGGUAUCGUCCAGUUCAUCAAGCAGCCCGGUGCCACUCUCGAGGCUGGUGACAUCCUUGGUAUCCUCGCUCUGGACGACCCCUCGCGCGUCAAGCACGCCCAGCCCUUCACUGGGCAGCUGCCGGACAUUGGUCCUCCUCAGGUGACCGGAUCCAAGCCCCCUCAACGGUUCUUCCUCCUCUACAGCAUUCUGGAGAACAUCCUGAGAGGUUUCGACAACCAGGUCAUCAUGAACUCGACCCUGAAGGAGUUGGUUGAGGUGCUCCGCAAUCCCGAGCUGCCCUACGGCGAAUGGAACGCCCAGUCCUCUGCACUGCAUUCCCGUAUGCCCCAGAAGCUCGACGCCCAGCUUCAGGCCGUUGUCGACAAGGCUCACGGCCGCAAGGCCGAGUUCCCCGCCAAGCAGCUGCAGAAGACUGUCGCCAAGUUCAUUGAUGAGAACAUUCUGAACGCCGCUGAUGCAGAGAUACUCAAGACCACUCUCCUCCCUCUGACGCAGGUCAUUAACAAGUACAUGGAGGGUCUCAAGGCCCACGAGUACAACGUCUUCAUCAGCCUUCUCGAGCGGUACAAUGACGUCGAGAGCCUAUUCUCCCUGCGCAACAUUCGGGACGAAGAUGCCGUCCUGAAGCUGAGAGACGAGCACAAGGACGACAUCACCAGUGUUGUGCACACCGUUCUCUCCCACAGCCGCAUCGGUUCCAAGAACAAUCUCAUCCUCGCCAUCUUGGACAUGUACCGUCCCAACCGGCCUGGCGUGGGCAACGUCGGCAAGUACUUCAAGCCCAUCCUUAAGAAGCUCACCGAGCUCGAGUCUCGCUCCGCUGCCAAGGUCACCCUCAAGGCCCGUGAGCUUCUCAUUCAGUGCGCUAUGCCCUCGUUGGAGGAGCGGUUAUCGCAGAUGGAGCUUAUUCUGCGCUCUUCUGUCGUAGAGUCGCGGUAUGGUGAGACCGGCUUCGACCACCGGGAGCCCGACUUUUCUGUGCUCAAAGAGGUUGUUGACUCCAAGUACACCGUGUUCGAUGUUCUACCUCGGUUCUUCGUUCACCAGGAUGCCUGGGUUACUCUGGCUGCGCUGGAGGUCUACGUUCGCCGUGCCUACCGUGCGUACACCUUGAAGGGCAUGCAGUACAACGCCUCGAGCGGCGAGUCUCCCUUCCUCUCGUGGGACUUCACUCUGGACAAGCUCGGUCAGCCUGAGAUUGGCCCCGUCGCCUCCACCCAUCCUUCGACUCCCAGCACCCCCGUUACCGAGUCUCCUCACCCGUUCAAGCGCAUCAACUCGAUCAGCGACUUCUCGUAUAUCCUGGAUGAGAACAACGAGCCCAUCCGCAAGGGUGUUAUUAUGCCCAUCCAGUACCUCGAGGAUGUCGAGGAAGCCGUGUCCCGCGCUCUGGAGGCCUUCCCCGUCGCCGGUUCGAAGAAGCCCAGCGACGCCCUUCUCGCCAACUUGGAAGGCAAGCGCAAGCCGUCCCUCAAGAUCGAGCACGAGCACGAGCUCACCGGUGUCUGCAACAUCGCUGUUCGUGACGUCGAGGAUCUCGAUGACAAGCAGAUCGUCGCCCAGAUCAGCAGCCUGCUCGGUGACCUCAAGGACGAGCUUCUGUCCCGCCGUAUCCGUCGUGUGACUGUGAUCUGCGGCAAGGACGGUGUUUACCCUGGCUACUAUACCUUCCGUGGACCUAGCUACGAGGAGGAUGAGAGUAUCCGUCACAGCGAGCCUGCUCUGGCUUUCCAACUGGAACUGCACCGUCUGUCUAAGUUUAAGAUCACACCUGUUUUCACCGAGAACCGCAACAUCCACGUCUACGAAGCUAUUGGCAAGGGUCCCGAGAACGACAAGGCCGUUGACAAACGCUACUUCGUCCGUGCAGUCGUUCGUCCGGGCCGCUUGCGUGACGACAUCCCCACGGCUGAGUACCUGAUUUCAGAGGCUGACCGGUUGAUGAACGACAUCUUGGAUGCCUUGGAGAUUAUUGGCAACAACAACUCCGAUCUGAACCACAUCUUCAUCAACUUCUCGCCUGUGUUCAACCUGCAGCCCCAGGAUGUCGAAGAGGCCUUGGCUGGCUUCUUGGAGCGCUUCGGUCGUCGCCUGUGGAGACUGCGUGUCACUGGUGCUGAGAUCCGUAUCCUCUGCACGGACCCCACCACUGGCAUGCCCUACCCUCUGCGUGUGAUCAUCACCAACACCUACGGUUUCAUCAUCCAGGUUGAGCUGUACAUCGAGAAGAAGUCUGAGAAGGGCGAGUGGAUAUUCCACAGCAUCGGCGGUACUAACAAACUUGGUUCCAUGCACUUGCGUCCUGUUUCCACUCCCUACCCGACCAAGGAGUGGCUGCAGCCCAAGCGUUACAAAGCUCACCUGAUGGGUACUCAGUACGUAUACGAUUUCCCUGAGCUCUUCCGCCAGGCCUUCCAGAACAGCUGGACCCGGGCUAUUUCCAAGAUCCCCAGCUUGGCCUCCCAGCGUCCCCCUGUUGGCGAGUGCAUCGACUACAACGAGCUUGUCCUCGAUGACACCGACAACCUAAUUGAGAUCAACCGUGGCCCUGGUACCAACACCCACGGUAUGGUUGGAUGGCUCGUCACCGCCUGGACCCCCGAGUACCCCAAGGGCCGCCGCUUCAUCAUUGUGGCCAACGAUAUCACCUUCCAAAUCGGUUCGUUCGGUCCCUUGGAAGACAAAUUCUUCCACAAGUGUACCGAAUUGGCCCGCAAGCUUGGUAUCCCGCGUCUCUACCUGUCUGCCAACUCGGGUGCCCGCAUCGGUAUGGCCGACGAGCUAAUCCCCUACUUCAGCGUCGCUUGGAACGACCCUGCCAACCCCCCGGCUGGUUUCAAGUACCUGUACUUGACUCCUGAGGUUAAGAAGCAGUUCGACGCCAAGCAGAAGCAGGAAGUCAUCACGGAACUCAUCACCGAGGACGGUGAGGAACGCCACAAGAUCACCACUGUCAUUGGUGCCAACGACGGCCUUGGUGUCGAGUGUCUCAAGGGCUCUGGUCUCAUUGCAGGUGCCACCUCGCGAGCCUACGAGGACAUCUUCACCAUCACCCUGGUCACCUGUCGUUCUGUUGGUAUCGGUGCUUACCUUGUCCGUCUCGGGCACAGAGCCGUCCAGGUUGAGGGUCAGCCGAUCAUCUUGACUGGUGCUCCCGCCAUCAAUAAGCUGCUUGGUCGUGAGGUCUAUACUUCCAACCUGCAGCUCGGUGGCACGCAGAUCAUGUACAAGAACGGUGUCUCGCACAUGACUGCCAACGACGACUUUGACGGUGUGCAGAAGAUCGUCGAGUGGAUGUCUUUCGUCCCGGACAAGAAGGGCGCUCCUAUCCCCAUCCGCCCCUGGUCUGACGAUUGGGACCGUGAUGUCGCUUACUACCCGCCGCAGAAGCAGGCCUACGACGUCCGCCACCUCAUUAGCGGUAAAGAGGAUGAGGAAGGCUUCUUGCCCGGUCUGUUCGACAAGGACUCCUUCGAGGAGGCUCUUGGCGGAUGGGCUCGCACUGUUGUUGUUGGUCGUGCUCGCCUUGGCGGUAUCCCUAUGGGUGUCAUUGCUGUCGAGACCCGCUCGGUCGAGAACGUCACCCCUGCUGAUCCUGCCAACCCCGACUCUAUGGAGUUGAUCAGCCAGGAAGCCGGUGGAGUGUGGUACCCCAACUCCGCGUUCAAGACGGCUCAGGCCCUGCGCGACUUCAACAACGGUGAGCAGCUGCCCGUCAUGAUCCUAGCCAACUGGCGUGGUUUCUCUGGUGGUCAGCGCGACAUGUAUAACGAGGUGCUCAAGUACGGUUCGUACAUCGUCGAUGCACUCGUCAAGUACGAGCAGCCCAUCUUCGUGUACAUUCCUCCCCACGGCGAGCUUCGUGGUGGUUCGUGGGUCGUCAUCGACCCCUCCAUCAAUCCUGAUCAGAUGGAAAUGUACGCCGACGAAGAGUCCCGUGGUGGCGUCCUCGAACCCGAGGGUAUCGUCAACAUCAAGUACCGCCGCGACAAGCAGCUCGACACCAUGGCCCGUCUGGACCCGACCUACGGCGAGCUCCGCCGCGCCCUGCAAGACACCACCCUCAGCAAGGAGCAACUCUCCGAGAUCAAGACCAGGAUGGCCGCUCGCGAAGAGCAGCUCCUCCCUGUGUACAUGCAGAUUGCCCUGCAAUUCGCCGACCUGCACGACCGUGCCGGCCGCAUGCAAGCCAAGAACACCAUCCGCCGCGCACUCACCUGGAAGAAUGCCCGUCGCUUCUUCUACUGGCGUCUGCGCCGCCGUCUCAGCGAGGAGCUUAUCGUCAAGCGUAUGGUCGCUGCUGCUCCUGCCCCGGCUGGUACUGGUAACGGCGCCAUCGCUGCCAACGUCCCCGCGCCUGCUGGACAGACCGAGCCCUCUCGCGCCUCGCACCUGCACACUCUGCACGCGUGGACGGGCAUGCUGGACGAUGAACUCGAAAAUGACGACCGCAAGGUGGCCACGUGGUACGAGGAGAACAAGAAGGCGAUCCAGACGAGGAUUGAGAGUCUGAAGACGCAGUCCGUUGCGACGGAUGUGGCAUCGCUGCUUAUUGGUAACAAGGAGGGUGGUUUGAAGGGUGUGCAGCAGGUGCUUAGCAUGUUGCCUGUUGAGGAGAAGGAGGCUGUGCUUAAAUAUUUGUCUUCUUAA